This is a messenger RNA of Gadus macrocephalus (Pacific cod), 4353 nucleotides long. RefSeq names its product fibronectin-like. Bases 247 to 3762 code for a protein of 1171 amino acids. Lineage: Eukaryota; Metazoa; Chordata; Actinopteri; Gadiformes; Gadidae. The record is from RefSeq and is a predicted model, not a curated record. Gene Ontology annotation, cellular component: extracellular region. The transcript is spliced from 23 exons. Gene Ontology annotation, molecular function: integrin binding; proteoglycan binding. Gene Ontology annotation, biological process: heart development; nervous system development; cell-substrate junction assembly.
CCCUGACGGGUUACCGUGUGACGAGCCACGGGUCCUCCGUCGAGGGCCAGCGCAGAGACACCCUGGAGGAGUUUGUGGGUCCGACCAGACCUCCAUGAACCUGGAGGGCCAUGAGUCCCGGGGUGGAGCACGAGAUCAGCGUGGUGGCAGUGAAGGGAGACCAGGAGAGCAAGGCCAGUGUCCACCACCGUCACGCCAGCCAUACCGCCGCUCCGCGUAGACUUUGUGGACAUUACUGACACCACCAUGGGCCUGCGCUGGACCCCGCUGACACACAGCGCCGUCACGGGCUACCGCAUCACCGUGGUAACCGUGGGCGGGAGCCAGCCCAUCGUGCGCGACACGGUCGACCGGUCCUCGGGCCGCUACACGGUGGUGGGCCUGGAGCCCGGCGUGGACUAUGACAUCAGUGUCGCCACGGUGACGGAGAACGGCGAGAGCACGCCGGUCACACACACAAUGCACACGCAGACGGGCGUCCCCGCUCCGGAGAACCUGAGGGUCGGAGGGGUGGGCUCCGACCACAUGAGGGUGACCUGGUCCAUCCCCAGCGUGCCCACGCCCAGCCAGAUCUCCCGCUUCGUGGUGCGCUACCAUCCGGUGGCCAGCGACGAGGACGUGAGAGAGAUCAACGAGGGCGGAGCCACCAACACCGUCCUGCUGCAGAACCUCCUGCCCUACACCGAGUACCACAUCAGCGUGGUGGUUGUGUUCGGAGACCGAGAGAGCGUGCCGGUCACAACAACACAGAAAACCACCCUGGACUCCCCCACCGGUCUGGACUUCUCUGAAAUCGCCACCAAUUCCUUCACCGUCCACUGGGUGGCGCCCACGGCCGUGAUCAGCGGCUACCAGCUGCGCUACGAGCAGGUGAACAACAAGCGGGUCAGGGAGGAGCGCCUGCCCCCAAGCCGGAACCACUACACCCUGACCACCCUGGAGCCCGAUACCGAGUACCUGGUGUCACUGUUCGCCGUCAACGCCCGCGACGAAAGCCUACCUCUGACCGGCACUCAGGGCACUACCUCGGACGCCCCCAGUGACCUGGCGGUGGUCUACUCUGAGCCCACCAAGAUCAGCAUCAGCUGGGACGCCCCCUCGGCCCCAGUGAGGUACUACAGGGUCACCUACGGGACCCAAGCUGGGGAGACCCCACAGGAGUUCACCCUGCCAGGCAGGGAGACCAACGCCACCAUCACCGGUCUGAGCUCAGCCACCGACUACACCAUCACCGUGUACGCCGUCAGCGGGCGGGGGGACAGCCCCUCCUACAGCACCCCCGUCGCCGUCAAACACACCACCGAAAUGGACAGCCCUGUCGGCCUGGAGGUCACCGGGAAGACCAUCGACUCCCUGACCGUCCGCUGGAGCCCCGCGCCGGGCCCCGUCUCCGGCUACAGGAUCUCCAGCACCCCCGAGAACCAGCCCAGUGACACCUUCUCCGAGGUCCUGGGCCCAGCCCAGACAGAGAGGACCAUCACUGGCCUGAACCCGUCCACGGUCUACACAGUCCGGGUGUUCGCCCUGGACAAGGACAACAAGGCCUCCCCGCCCGCCGUGGAGACCGCCACCACUGACAUGGACGCCCCCAAGCAGCUGAGCUUCUCCGACGUGGACUCCACCUCCAUGCGGAUCUCCUGGGCGCGUCCCAGCGGCACCGUCUCCAAGUACCAGGUGCUGUACUCCCUCCCCGGGGACCGGGAGCGGGAGCUGCGCCCGGCCCCCCGCCCCGACCAGAGCACCGCGCUGCUGCGCGGCCUGCGACCCGGCGCCGUGUACACCGUCAAGGUCAUCGCCUACCAGGACCGCCGCCCCAGCCGCCCGCUGGUGGGCUCCCAGGCCACCGCCAUCCCCGCUCCCACGGACCUGAAGGUGGACUCCCUGGAGGCCACCACGGUGGUCCUGUCCUGGCGCGCCCCCGACUCCCAGCUCACGGGCUACCGCGUGGUGUUCCACCCCAAGGACAGCUACCAGGGGCCCGCCAAGGAGCUGAACCUGGCCCCCGACACCACCAGCGCCACCGCCAGCGGCCUGAUGGUGGGAACCACGUACAUUGUCCAGGUGUUUGCGCUUCAAAACACUCUCUCCAGCCAACCAUUAACAGAAGAAGUCACCACACUGCAAGAAGUGAGCGCUCCGCGACAGGUCGUCGUCAGGGAGAGGACAGAGAACUCCUUCACUCUGGUGUGGCGAACCAAGAUGGAGCCCAUCUCCGGCUUCCUCAUCAUCACCACGCCCGUGGACAGAUCCAGCGGCCCCAUCAGGGAGGUGGUCCCGGGGGACAGGAAGCAGUUCACCCUGACCGGUCUGCAGCCGAACACGGCCUAUGAGAUCGCCAUGUACACGCUGAAAGGGGACGCGAAGAGUCCCCCCUACAUCAUCACUGAGACCACAGCCGCGCCGGCGUUCCUGCCCCCGACCAACCUGGAGUUCUUGUCCUUGACCCCCACCAGCGUGUCCUUCCGCUGGCUGCCCCCCUCCACCCGCCUCAGCGGGUACUAUAUCACCUACGAGGAGUCCGGCGGACCCCCGCGCGCACUCAGCCAAUCCCCCCACGCCGGCCAGACCUACGCCACCAUCCACGGCCUGAGACCCAACACCCGGUACCUCAUCAAGAUCUACGCCGUGCAGAACCACCGGAAGAGCCCAGCCCUGGAGGGCAAAGUCAACACCAAAGUGGAGCCCUCGCUUAUCCCCACCAGCCCCGAGGAACCCGACACCUCCGACAUCCUGGUGACCUCCAGCGGCCAGCCGGGCCAGGACGGCCACGGCCAGGGCGUGGAGUACGAGUACAGCGGUACCGGCGGCGGCGGCGGCACGCCCCAGCCCCAGCGCGAGACGCUGGUGCUGCUGCCGCUGCCCGACCGCGACGGGAACCGCAUCCCCGUGGUGGAACCCCAGCUGCCCGCUGUUAACCCGUAUGCUUUCAUAGAGCAGUCCACCGGGCUGCCCCAGGAGGCCCAGACCCGCACCACCGUCCGCUGGCCCGCCUACCGCCAAAGCACCGCCUACCUGGUCACCUGCCGCCCGCCCUCCCAGAGCGGGGAGACGGAAUUCCAGAUGCGUCUGCCCAACACCGCCACUGGCGCCACCCUGGUGGGCCUGAGCUCUGGGGUCUCCUACAACGUCAUCGUGGAGGCACUGAGGGGGCUCCUGAAGGAGAAGAUCCUGGACACCUACAUCACCGCCGGCAACUCAGUCAGCGAAGGCGGGGCCUCUGGCAGCGACUCCUGCUACGACGCCUUCACGGCCACCACCCACGAGGUGGGCGCCCAGUGGGAGCGCAUGUCCGAGACGGGCUUCAAGCUGUGGUGCAAGUGCCUGGGCAUGGGCAGCGGCCACUUCCGCUGCGACUCCUCCAAGUGGUGUCAUGACAACGGCCACAACUACCGCGUGGGCGAGAAGUGGGACCGCAAGGCCGACAACGGCCACAUGAUGAGCUGCACGUGUCUGGGCAACGGCAAGGGCGAGUUCAAGUGUGAACCGCAUGAAUCGGUGUGUUACGAUGAGGGGAACUCGUACAAUGUGGGCCAGCAGUGGCAGAAGGAGUACGAAGGAGCCAUCUGCACCUGCUCCUGCUUUGGAGGACAGCAGGGCUGGCGUUGUGAGAACUGCCGCAAGCCGGGCACAGGGGUGGAUGCCAGCCUGCUACAGCCGGUCCGCUAUGGUGACAACAACCCCUUCAAACCGAAACUACACUGUCCCAUCGAAUGUCUCCGACCAGACCUGCUGGCUGACGCCAUCCACAGCCCCCUGGAGUAGAAUCAUUCCCCCCCCCCCCCCCCCCCAUCAUUGUCAGUUCCCCGGGUUGUCAUAGCGACAAGCCUAACACACUGAAACUGUUGCUCUGCUACUCGUAUCUAGAUUUUCUGUUCUACGUUUGCUUUGACUUUCCAUCCCUAGUGCCUUUCUCUUCAUUGCACAGCACCUUGUAUUUCACUGCGUUUCUGUGUUCUUACCUUUUCCGAGAGCAUGUCGCUCUCCUAUUUUAUACUCAUAAAUCUCACCAUUUUUAUGUAUUGUGGCACAAAAUAUGAUUUCUUAAUGGCAGUGUACAAGCUGUCCUAAAUCAAGCACUGUUGUGCAGAAUGUGGCUGUAAUAAGCAGUGGAAUGUACAUGGAAGUGCAUGUUUGGUUCGUGGCCUCCCGUCUCUUAGUAGGGAGGAGCUAGAAGUGUGUGGUGGACACAGAGUGAGUUCGUUAUGUUCCUCAGAACUAUUUUUUCUAAUUUAUCCUUCCUGUCACUGUGUGUGUGAGUGCCUGUAGUGGGGUGUGCAAGAUUAUUUUUGUAUUUUUUUGUACUGCUCCUGUAACAAGAAUCUGAAUUUAAUAAAGCUGGACAGAUUUAAACAA